AUGGAUCACACAUCACGCGAGUUCCCCCUCGAUUGGGGCAAUUCCGCAGGCCAUCCUUCGAGUGCUCAGGGUCUGCGAUAUCAAAUCGACUACUGGAACGGUACGAGAAGGCGAGGUUUCGGUGCGCAACCCGGCCAGCUUUCCGCCCUGCCGCUGCCGGCAGGUAGAUCAGAUCCUUUUCGCGGAGAUACCGACAACCGACUACUUACAGGGGUUCUGGCCACUGGGCUCGGAGACGCCGGCCCAGACAAGCUGUCCACCCAAGUCGUGCCAUCAGUGCGUCUGAACCACGAAUCAGAAACGCUACUGCCCGAGAUCCCACCACUGUUCAGCUCACUUCCACACGGACAUUGGCAGCUAAAGGAGGAAAAUGCGCGAAGCCAAAAUGACAACAACCCGUUCGGCGGCUUGGCGCCCAGACGCUCGAUGCAAGUCAAGAAAUACCAAGAGCUCUCUCAAGCCACCGACCACAGCGGUGGUCUCGCAGGAUCUCUUGUCCUUUGCUUGGUGUUGCUUUGGGCGGUUGGAUUUGUUCUUGGGAUUGCUUAG
Molecule: messenger RNA, 549 nt
Organism: Penicillium canariense
Lineage: Eukaryota; Fungi; Ascomycota; Eurotiomycetes; Eurotiales; Aspergillaceae
Exons: 2
Coding region: 1-549 (182 amino acids)
Source: RefSeq, a predicted model, not a curated record